AUCUGUAGUGGUAUUUAGACGAUGACUUCUAGCGUGGAAUAUUUGUUGAGUCAGUAGUGGUAUGGGCUGCAUGGCUAGCGCACAGAGAAUCGGUGUUAGCACUGGGUCAAGUGUGUCCUGGCCCGACACAACUGGUAGUAAAGGUGAGACGGUGGUGGCCGCUCUGGCAAGAUUGAAUAAGGAGAUCUCAGAAAGCGAGCGUACUUAUCCAGCAGCUAGACUGGCUGUAGUUACCACCGAACUAGAGAGUAUGCAGCAGGAAAUGAAUACAUUCGAAGAGCUUACAACGGAUUUGACGAAAGAGAGUUACGCUAAAACGCUACACCAGAUGUUCGUGAGUCUGGAUUUAUAUCGGCGGCCAUUGCUAGCGUCCGAGAAUGAAGAUUUUGUUGCAAAUGUAAAUCGUAAGGAGAUGCGUCGUCUGGAACUGAACUGGCUCCGGACUCGUUAUUCAGAGUUACAGCGCGAACGACGUGGGCUGCAUGCACAGAUCCUACGUCUGAGAUCUUUGUACACUCAACAACAACUACUAUUGGAAAGUCUUUGGGGCAACGAUCUCCGCCCGGGCACGGCGCAAGAGAGUGCCCUGACUAAGGCGUCGGCGUUACGUGACGCCCUAGCCUCUGUGAGUGCCAAGUUACGGGCGGCUGCGGAGUACGCACACGCUGCCGUCAGACUCCUCGACGAUGCUCUGCCCGCUUGGAAACUCACCUCAGUCGGCAAGAGUGGUUGGGAACGUACAGCGUCCUGUGCUGAUGCCUGCCGACUCCUGGUGCAGGCGCGGUGUCUUGAGCGCGGAGCUCGCAGGGUGCUGGCCGCCCCGGCAGCUCCCCGGGCAGCCAGGACUCUUCGUUUAGCUCUGGACUACGCAUUCACCGAUGUCAUGCACGACCAUAAGUAUGAAAGAGCAACAGAGGUCUUCGUGGAGUUCAAAGAGGCAUUGGUGCAUUUAAUCGAGUCGAUCCAUCAAGUAUUGCUGAACAAUUUAGAAAACCUUGCUGUUGCGGAGAAGGACGUGGCCAAGUGCCGACGAGAACUGCAAGCGGCGAGAGUGAACGCGAUAGUUCACAAAGGCUUAGCGGAGCUGAAAUAUGAACCAAAAGCGUUAACUCGACUCAAGUGAAUGCAAACAACCGUUUAUUGUAAAUAAAUUGUUGCAGAAGUCUGUGCGCUGUUCGCGUGUCACAGGCAUAAUAAAAUUAAAACUAAUUUACGUAUUAAUUUCGAGUUUUUUAUUGUCAUUAUAGUAAAGUGUUAAAGUGAAACUUUAUU
This is a messenger RNA of Bombyx mandarina (wild silkworm), 1272 nucleotides long. RefSeq lists its product as uncharacterized. Gene Ontology annotation, cellular component: cilium. The record is from RefSeq and is a predicted model, not a curated record. NCBI's taxonomy places the organism in Eukaryota, Metazoa, Arthropoda, Insecta, Lepidoptera, Bombycidae.